CCGGCGCGGUUCGAGCCGGUCGCGUUCGGCGUUGUGUGUCACAGGGCGGUGCCCGUAGCGCGGGAACCGGAAGUGGCGGCGGCGUCCGAUCGUGCGCCACGGAAGCGGCUGGAAGUUACCUCACAGAGAGCGCGAGGCGGCGCCGGGGGUCCGGCCGGCGGGAGGGCGCAUGCGCAGAGGCCAGGGGCUGCCCGGCCGGCGGUAACGGAGGGCGCGGUACUAACAAAAUGGGUGAACGGCGCAGCAAAAAUCUUCUGGUCCAGCUGGGACCCAAAAUGCAGGCGUAUCCAGAAGAGCUGAUCCGACAGCGCCGUUCGCAUGAUGGUCUUACGGAGUAUCUAAUUCGCUGGAACGUGCUGACUAUAGAUGACAGCGGAGGCAGCAGCAGCAGUGGAGGAAACAGUUCUAGUGACAACAAAGCAGACAAUAUUUUAAUGUGGAUGUCAGCUGAAGAUGUAUAUGCCAACUGUCCUACUCUCCUUGGGAAACGGAAACCUGAGAGUCAGAGAGUGAAAGUGGAACAGGAGCCAGUGAAUGUUGACUCUGAUGUCACGUUUGAUGAUGUAGAGUUACUUGACAUGAAGGAGGAUGUCAAACAUUUGGUGCAAAGAGCAAGGCGCCAGAUGUCGCGCAAAUCUGGACCAGACUCAUCCCUGAAUAUUUCACACACAAUUCAUGUUCUGAGUGCCUAUGCUAGUAUUGGUUCACUAGUUGGUGUGUUUAAAGAGACGGGAGCUUUGGAUGUGCUUAUGGAAUUACUCUGUAACAAGGAAACACAGACGCGCAGGAGUGCUGGGAAGAUGCUCCGAGCUCUUGCUUCACAUGAUGCAGGUAGCCGAGCAUAUGUUCUCCUUUCCCUGAGUCAGCAGGAUGGGAUUGAGCAACACAUGGAUUUUGACAAUCGCUACACCUUGUUGGAAUUGUUUGCAGAAACCACCUCCUCUGAAGAACAUGGAAUCUCAUUUGAGGGAAUUCAUCUUCCUCAGAUUCCUGGUAAACUCUUAUUUUCUUUGGUAAAACGUUAUCUGUGUGUCACCUCGCUGAUGGACAAGUUAAAUAAUAGUGGACAAGAUAUAAGUGGAGAGCGCCAGGAGUGUGCUGCCUUGCAAGUACCAGAACAGACGCGACUGUCCCGUGAGUUUGAGUUCACCAUGGCAAUGGCAAAUCUGAUCUCUGAGUUAGUUCGUGUCAUGGGCUGGGAUCGGAAUAAACAACCUGAUCACACAAUGGGGUCAAUGAGUGAAUCGCUGCCCAGAAACAUGAAAUCGAUAUUUCAGCCACGGAACAUGACCACCAAUAGUCUUCUGAUACCACAACCUCGGAAAAAAACAGCUACAGCUUACAAAUCACGCUCAAACUUUGCCAGUCGAGGCAGUUAUGUGGAAUAUAUUCAGGAAAAUUUGAAGGCAGGCAUGACUGUGAAAAUGCUGGAGGAUUACGAGCAAGUCAGUUGUGGAGACGAAGGGGAGUUUAGAUACAGCAAUGAUGGGACUCCCCCUGUGCAGGUUUUCUGGCACCAGUUGAACAGAACGUACUGGGUACACUGGCACAUGAUUGAGAUCAUUGGGGAUGGAUCAAGUGGGCAUGUGGAGAAGGAAUCGCAGGAGAAAGCUUCAACUCUUGCUGAAAAUCUUAAACUUUCAACAGUUGCUCAGACAUUUUUCCAUAAGCCACCUGGUGGGUUAUACUCUCUGCCCUAUCUGUCAGAGAGCAUUCCUGAGGAUUCCUCUAUUCUCAGACGCUCAGAAUGGUGGGAGGUGCUUUUCUUCAUCAAGAAAUUGGAACCAAAACAGCAGCAGGAGGCUGUUGAGAUCAUCAGACAGCAUCUGGAAGAUGAGAUUUCAGUAAUGGAUGAGAGUGUGUUGAUUCAAUUGACUGUACCAGUGGAACUAGCACAGAAGCUGCUUCAUUUCUUGAAUCCAUUUUGCCCGACGGCAUAUCGGAAUGACCUGGAGAGCUCCCAUGUUUAUACCAAACAUUACUUGAAGAGGAAAAUGCUGGAUCAGGACCAGCUCUCUAGUGCACUAACAAGCAUCGAAUAUGGCUCCCAACCUGCCAUGGGCUCGUCCUCUGGAUUAUCCGCCUCUCAGUCAAAGAAGGCAAAGAAAGAAGUACCUCCAGUCCUGGUAAACACUGCACCCACUUCAAGCAGAACCAAUGCUGGGCAGCAGGCAGAGAUGGGCAGAAUGGAAGAACUGGAAUUACCAGAUGAUCUUGAUGAGAAGCUUAAAGUGUUCAACUGCCCCAAGGUGACUGGACGCAAGACAAAUUUGGAGAAAAUGGGGGAGGUUGUGGACAUCAUGAAGAAAUCAAGUUGUGAUAUAAGUUUGCAAGUAGCAGGUUUUAAGUUCAUUACUAAAAUGUUGGAGGAGGAUGGUUCACGGGAGAAGCUACCUCUUAAAGUGGAUUCCAGCCUAAACCAAAGGGAUAAGCUGAUCAAAGUACUGGUAGAAGAACUAACCAAUCUGUCCAAGGAGAAGCCUCUGGUUGUCACAUGCUUGCGGCUACUGUACAUUCUGAUGCAACGAUAUGACUGGAGAGCACUGUUUGCGACAGAGGGGGGAAUCAAGAGUAUACUGUCCUGCAUGCAAGAACACAAGAAUUCUGCACUCAUCCAGCAGGCUGCUCUGGCAACUCUGAAGAUCCUGACUGGAGCCAGCAAAUAUGACAUGCGCACAAAGAGUGUUCGGCCUCACCUUGCUGACUCUGAUGCUCAGAUCAUCCUUGAGAUCUUUGCUAGCAUUGGCUCAGCUUCUACCCAGGAUUCCCAAGGCCUGCUCAGUGUUAUUCCUGCAGCUGUAGCGAAAAUGAUGAACACCUCUGGAUGUUCCUCUGCAGUGCAGGAUGGCUUGCUUAUUGUUAUCAUGCUGGUUUCUAAUCACAAAAGCCUUGCGGAGUUGUUGGUGUCUUGUGAUAUUUGCCCAAUUCUUUAUAGCUGCAUUGGAAAUGGGAGCAGCUCCACUGGCAGCCAUCAGCAGAUGCUGGCUAUCAUGGCCCUCAGUAAUAUCUCUUUGAACCAUAAGCUUUCGACUGGAAUUGAGAAUAAAGAAUCAAAAGAAGCCUUAAACUUGAAGGAUGCCGAGCUGAAGAUGCUGCUCGUGAGCUUAAAAGAGCAGAGUGGCACCAAAGAGAUCAUUCUCUCAUUGGAGCGCUGGAUUUGCGAUGAGACAACUGGCCUGGAAUCUCAGAUUGCCGACAUCAUGAAGGAUAAAGAAGCCUUCCAGUCACUAGUACAAGGGUUGGAUCAUUUCCGUUCUGAAAAGGCUGUGCAGCAGGCUAUCACUAGAAUUCUGAGCAAGUUUUUGGAUAAUUAUCUGGAAGACCUGUUGCCCUGGCAUGAAAGUAUUGAACCGUGUUUGUUGUCCAUGACUGCCUACAGUAAUGACCGAGAGGUGUUGCAGGAUUUUAUAAGGUUUCUACACAGGCUAGCAACAGUGAACAAAGAUUACGCAGUAGUUAUGUGUCGGCUUGGGUCAAAGGAAACACUGUCAAAGGCAUUGGACAAGCACAGUUCAGCUUUACUGCUGGCUGCAGAACUCCGAGAUUUGGUCAGUGACUGUGAAAAAUACGCCAGCCUAUACAAGAAAAUGACCACUAGUAUCCUCGCUGGAUGUAUACAGAUGGUUUUGGGACAAAUUGAGGAACAUAGACGCAGUCAUCAACCAAUCAAUAUUCCUUUCUUUGAUGUAUUCCUGAGGAACCUCUGUCAAGGUCUGUCCGAGCGGCUCAAUGAUAACAGACUGAAUCACGGUUCUAACGUGGAGCUUAAAGAGGACAAAUGUUGGGAGAAAGUAGAGGUGUCCUCCAAUCAUCACAGAGCGAGCAAGCUAACUGACAAGAACACCAAAACGUACUGGGAAUCAAAUGGUAGCACAGGGUCCCACUACAUCAACAUAUACAUGCACAAAGGGGUGGUUAUCAGACAGCUGACCUUAGUGGUUGCAAGUGAAGACUCCAGUUACAUGCCAGCUCGUGUGGUGGUAAUGGGUGGGGAUGACCCCAGUAACAUCAAUACAGAACUAAAUACAGUGAAUGUGGUUCCCACUGCUAGCCGUGUUUUACUUCUGGAGAAUAUGACUCGGUACUGGGCAAUCAUCCAGAUUCGGAUCAAGCGAUGCCAGCAGGGUGGAAUUGAUACUCGAGUUCAUGGAUUUGAAGUUCUGGGACCAAAGCCAACCUUCUGGCCAGUGUUCAAGGAACAGCUUUGCUGUCGGACUUAUCUCUUUUACACAACGAAGGCACACACCUGGUGUCAGGAGAUUCAGGAGGACAGGAUGCAGUUGCUGCAGCUUUUCAACAAGCUAAACAGCGCUUUGCGACACGAGCAGAUGUUUGCUGAUCGUUUCCUUCCAGAUGCAGAAGCAGCUGAAGCAUUAGGGCGGACCUGUUGGGAGGCCUUGAUCAAUCCGAUUGUAUUCAGUAUCACGGCUUUGGACAACAUUAAUCCCAGCCCAUUAUCCUGGCUACUGACUGAAUACCUGGAGAACUCCGAGAUCUUGAAACAGGGAAGGGGCCAUGCAGCCAUAUUCAAUUCCAGAGUUCGGCGUCUCUGUCACCUUUUGGUUCAUGUUGAUACCAGCCGGAUAGAAAUCGAGGAGCUGAAACCAGCCACUAAACCUGAUGGCAAAAACAAAUCAAAAGACAGCAGUAGCACUUCUGCAUCUGCGAAAGGAGCGACAGUGAGCAAGCCCAGCAGCAUCUCUGGGAUAGCACAGUGCUGGCAUGGAGUGGUGCAGCAACAGGUUAAACGAUUUCUGGAUGGAGCGUGGAACUCUCCUGAUUUUGUUGAGCGCUACAGGGAUAUGUACCUGAAAUUGAAGAAUGCCAUGGAGGAACUGUUUGGGCAGCAGACAGCCUUUGUAUUGGCAUUGCGCAAGGGCUUCUCAGCAGCACUUCUCCAGCUAUCCCACCUCACUGCCAUGCACGUUAGUGAGCGGUUUGCACAGUACAUUGAUCAACGUAUUCAAGAAAGUGAGAUGAACACAAGUAAUGUGGAAACAUUAAACCAGCUGCAGCAGUUCUUGGAGCCAAUGCUGUUCCUUUCAGGACUCGAACUCGCUAACAUCUUUGAACAUUUCUACAGGUACUAUCUGGCUGAUCGGCUACUGGCCCAGGGCAAAGUGUGGCUGGAGCGAGCUGUGAUCGAUCACAUUGGGACCUGUUUCCCCAGCAGGUACCCUCAGCAGAUGUUGAAGAAUCUCACCGAGUCAGAUGAGCUCCAGCAGGAGUUUCACCUCUACAGGCUGCAGCAACUUGAUAGGAAACUUGAGAACCUGGCUGAUGAAAUGAUGGAAGAUCAGCCAUUCAUUGCAGAGGAAGAAACAGAUCUGAAAGUCCUGGUGCUUUCUCCACGCUGUUGGACCAUAUCUCCCCUGUGCAAUCAAGAUGAUCCUAAGACAUUCUUUCCACUGGCACUCAGUAGCUUCCUUGAGGAGUUUUCUGACUUCUGUACUCAUAGUCAGAAUGUAUAUGGGUUCAGUAGCACAAAGCCUCGGCGGUUACAGUGGACAUGGCUGGGACAUGCGGUCAUCUCCUAUGGAUCGCUGACCUUGCACGUGUCCACCCUGCAAAUGUACAUCCUGCUGCAGUUUAAUGAACAGGAGGAAGUUUCUAUGGAAACCAUUGUAAAAUCGACUGGCUUGUCCCCAGUUCUGAUCAGUCAUGCAUUAGAACCUCUGAUAGGAGAAGAUCAGAUCCUCAUACAACCGGUCACUAAUCAGGAUCAACUCAAAGGGAUCCUGAGGUUAAAUGAGAAGAUGUUGGCCAGAGGAUCAACAAAUAAAGAUUACUUCUCACUGCUGCCAAAACAGACCUAUUUAAAUGUGGAUGAAGAUGCUGCUAGCACAUUGGAACGCAAAAGAAACGUUAUCUAUUGCGUGAUUAUUCAGAUUAUGAAAUCAGAGAAAGAGCUUCAUAUUGAUAAUCUUGUCUUCAAGGUGAUUGACAAGUGUCAGAACCAGGAGCUGAGUUCAGCGAAUAAAUUCCUUCGCUCUAAUUGCAGCAAUAUGGAUGUUCUGUCCUGUAUCAUGCACCUUAUCAACAAGGGGUACAUCAAACGCAACGAGGACAACCCUCACAUUCUGGAGUACGUGCUUGAGGAUCCAACAACCCCACGGAAAGGACAAGCUCAAAUAGUGCUUCGAAAACUUGAUUCAAAAGCCAUGGGAUCAAACAGCAAUGGCAAAGAGAAUCUAUCAGUAUUUAGCUUUGACGGAUCACAGAGUUCAGAAGAAGGAGUGCUAGAGACGGUGCUCAUGUCAAUGGGGCGGACCAUGAGCCAAGAGGAAGUACAGCAAUUGAUGAGCCAGACUGUCCUGCAGGUAGCGGACACGCUUAGCGUCUCCACUGAUGUGGCUCAGCACUUGCUUAUGCACAGCAAGUGGAACGUUGACUUGCUGGUCCAGCGAUACGCCGAAGAUCAUGAGGCCCUUUUGUUGAUGGCGGGUCUUAAGGUCCGGAACCCACAAACUCCCAGCAGCCCCGUCACGCAGUGCCCUGUUUGUCUAAACCUGCUUGCUAAUGAUAGUGAAGCUGCUCCCACCCUUUGCUGCAUGCACUACUGCUGUAAGUCCUGCUGGAGAGAGUAUUUAAUAACCAGGAUUGAACAGAACUUGGUGCAGAAUUGUACGUGUCCGAUCUCUGACUGUCCCGCACAGCCAACCAAUGAGUUUAUCUCUUCUAUCAUAUGUGAUAGUGAGAUUGCAGCCAAGUAUUCCAAAACACUACUGCGAGGCUAUGUGGAAUGUUGUUCAAACCUGGCAUGGUGCACCAAUCCUCAGGGUUGUGAUCAGAUCCUGUGUAAGGAGGGGAUUGGCAGUGUUGGUACCUGUUCUAAGUGCUGCUGGUCCUCUUGCUUCUCCUGUAAUUUUCCAGAGGCUCACUACCCUGCCAGCUGCAGCCACAUGUCACAAUGGAUGGAUGAUGGCGGCUACUACGAGGGAAUGACCAUGGAGGCACAAAGCAAGCACCUGGCAAAACUCAUAUCCAAACGAUGUCCAAGCUGCCAUGCACAGAUUGAGAAGAAUGAAGGCUGCCUCCACAUGACGUGUGCCAAGUGUAAUCAUGGAUUUUGCUGGCGAUGCCUAAAGCCAUGGAAACCAACUCACAAAGAUUACUAUAACUGCUCAGCUAUGGUCAGUAAAGCAGCAAGGCAAGAGAAGCGGUUUCAUGAUUAUAACGAGAGGUGCACUUUUCACCACCAGGCACGGGACUUUGCCAUGAACUUGGAAGCGAAAGUCUCUGCGGUUAAUGAAGCUUUACAAAUGAAGUCAUUGACAUUUGUUAUUGAUGCAUGUAAGAUGCUUGCUCAGGCAAGGAAGGUAUUGGCCUAUUCUUGUGUGUACAGUUACUAUAAUCAGGACACAGAGAAGAUGGAUAUAAUGGAACAGCAGACAGAGAACUUGGAGCUGCAUACGAAUGCCCUGCAGAUCCUGCUUGAGGAGACCUUGCUGCAGUGCACGGACCUGGCUUCUUGCAUUCGUCUGCUUAAACCAGAACACUUAAACACGGGGCUGGAACUGAUCCGCAGGAUACAAGAGAGAUUGCUCGCUAUCCUCCAGCACUCAACACAGGAUUUCCGAGUGGGGUUUCAGCCAAAGCAAGGAAUUGAUCAGAAUGAAAUGCAGUCAAGAGACCAUUCAAACACAGCACCGUCUGAUUCCAUCAAAGAAGAGAAAUCGGGCAGCCAAACAGAAGAGGAGGAUGGAGACUAUGAAGAUGAUGAUGAUGAUGAAUACGUCCCUGAAUGGCAUGACACGUAUGAUGAGGACGAAGACAUUGAUGAAGAUGAUUUUUCAGAUGAUGAAUCGGAGAAUCUAGAAAGAGAUUUCUUUUAUCUGGAAGAUGACGUUUAUGACUAAAGAGAGAUAAGAUUUUUAUAUACAUAUAUAUAUACACAUAUAUAUAUAUAUUCUGAAUGAGUGGACAAUUUAAAAAAAUAGGGAAUGUAACUGAUUAUAGUCAGAUCAAAAUAUCCCAGUGCGCGCUGAAGACCAAACCCUCUACUUUUUUGUUGGGCCACUUCUGGUUAACUGGCUUCUUUAUUUUAAAAACUAAGUUCCUUUUGGUGUUCAGAUUCAAGUUUUUAAAAAUACAACCAAGGAAAAAUUCUGAGGAUAUCUUUCUUUCCCUUUAAUUUUGUUAAAUGUAUUUAACUUAACAUCUCACUCCCUGGAGAGAGUUAUUGAAAAACUGCUACUGAAUUGGUUGUGGGAUCUGUACGCUGUAUUCAGCAAAGAAACAAGGGCAGCAAAGCCUCCACAUAGCUGAAAGCUUCAAUUGUUCACACAUGUUAUAUCUUUGACAAAUUCAAGUUAUGCAAGUUAAAUAAAAUACUUCUAAUGUGUAAAA
Pristis pectinata (smalltooth sawfish) is the source of this 8349-nucleotide messenger RNA. RefSeq names its product cullin-9 (gene cul9). Gene Ontology annotation, molecular function: zinc ion binding. The coding region runs from base 228 to 7859 and encodes 2543 amino acids. Lineage: Eukaryota; Metazoa; Chordata; Chondrichthyes; Rhinopristiformes; Pristidae. The record is from RefSeq and is a predicted model, not a curated record. The transcript has 40 exons.